GGUAUGCGUGAAGGCGGGGAAGAUGGUGGAGGUUGUCUACCCGUGGAUCUUCCGCGUUGGUUGCACGACACAUGCGUUGGAUUUGGCGUUGGAGGACAUGAGCAAGCGCAUCGGGUGGCUGAAGAGGGUGGUGGAAAACGGAAGCAAUUUGGGAUUCUUCACAAAUGUCGACAAGAACGACGAGCCGUCGAAGGAGGAGGUGGAGGAGUGGUACAAGAGCUUCGAGGAGCAGAUAGAAGCCGACCAGGUUGAUCUGCCUGCAGAUUUUGGUGUGGAUGCAGAAGACGGCGAACAGUCGAUGAUACGACRGUGGUUGCAAAAUGACUUGGACGACGACAUGGCCGACAAAGAGGAGGAGAUCAUGCUUCUCGACAAGAUGGAGUGCAAGUGGCCUACUUGCACAAAGYCGGGGAAGCAUCGAGAGGAGCUGCGCCGGCUGUCUGGUCUUGUUGAGCCUGAUCCGGUGGAAAUGUUCACGGAGGAGGGCCGACUUCUCGCGAUUAAGGCACGCCAAACGGGAGACUGGGUGGAAAGGGUGGAGGUGGUUGCCGCCACAGGCAGGCGCAAAAGAAAGAAGGACGAGCGCUCCGGCGGGGGGAAGGACGCCGACAAGACGGUGCAUAAACGAAAGAGGGGGCGCCCAACAACACAAGAGGCGGCAGAACAGAAGGUGCGAGAGGCAGCAGCAAAUGCAGCGGCGRCGAAAAAAGCCAGCAAAAAAAAAAAAUCAGGCAAGGCGAAGUGCGGGGUCAUUGAAGAUGACGAAGACCCCCCCGAGACGGAGUCGGAGUCCGGGUCUGCACGACAGGUCGGAUGGGGGGGUGGAGGGGAUGGGUGACGAGGCGUCAAACGAACAGGAUGGGGCGGUGGAGGGGGCAGGGGGGGAGGAGUCAAAUGAAGAGGAAGUGGGGGCGGAUGGUUAUUGUGAG
Chara braunii is the source of this 929-nucleotide messenger RNA. The record is from the annotation of a GenBank genome assembly. Lineage: Eukaryota; Viridiplantae; Streptophyta; Charophyceae; Charales; Characeae.